ACAGGAGCGGGCGUGCGGAAGGGGCAGGGCCAGGGGUGGCGAGUGGCGCGCGCGGGGAUGCGGCCCACGGAGGAGCCCGGAGUGAUCCAGCGGCUGGCGCCCAAGCUGGGCCUCGCUGCGCCCGCAGUUCUCAGAAAAGCAGAAGAAUAUCUGCGACUGUCCCAGGUGAAGUGCACAGGAUUAUUGGCUCAGAUGACAGCAACAAGCAAUGCGGUGAUGUGCCUGGACCUAGCAGCUGGCUAUAUGCAACACCCAGUGGACAAAAGCUACUUAGUUAAACUCUCCGGUUUGAACAAGAGGACUUACCAGAGCUGUAUGAAGUCUUUUGAGUGUUUGCUAGGUUUGAACUCCAAUCUGGGAAUCCGAGAUUUGGCUGUACAGUUCUGCUGCACGGAAGCAGUGAACACCGCUUCAAAAAUAUUACAAAGGUAUGAAUCCAGUCUCUCUGAAAUGCAGCAGAUGGAUCUUGAUUUAUCAAAACCCUUGUUCACAACAGCUGCAUUGUUCACAGCCUGCAGGUGUUUGAAACUAAAAGUGGAUAAGAAGAAAAUGGUGGAUACCUCUGGGGUGAAGAAGGCAAUAUUCGAUCGGCUCUGCAGCCAGCUGGAGACAAUUGGCCAGCAGAUCAGCACUUUCUCUUCUUUAAUAGGAGACUGUGCUUCACUGACACCUCAGCCAACCCAAAGCCAGAAGACCUUGCUUGAAUGCAUUGAAAAGGAAGAAGAACAUGAAGAUGAAGUUGAGACCCCUUGCAAGCGGCAGAAAAGUGAAACCGAAGCAAAACAAGAUUAUGAAGAAUGGAAAAAGAGAAUCCUGGAAAAUGCUACUAAGGCAAAAGGGGCCAAUGUCUGACUUCAGUCUCUGGAGUGCCACCAAACACUGUCACGGCCUCUGGUUUAUAAUUUUAAAUCCCCCUUCACACUAGUGCAACUUGGUAGCAUAUGAAUUUAUGGAUGGUAACCAGCCAUUCUUAUUUAUUUGACUGGCAAGAUUUUAAAUUGUUACGCCUGUCAUUUUACUAAGUGGGACCAGCAUUAUGGUGACACACUAUUACUACAAAGUUGGCCAAAGUUUGAAAGUUGACCCUGUGAUCCCUUCCCCUCGGACCAGUGCAGACCUCAGCUCUAGGACAUGGAAUAGCCUUGCUACUUUUAAGCAACAAACAGGCCAAAUAAUGGUGCAGUAUUAAGUGAUCUCUGAGAAGGUUGCAAACUCUUGUAUUCCAAACUGAAGCUUAAGUCAUGGUUAGUAAGCUAUUUGGAAAGGGUCCGUCCAUGAGGAAACAACUUGUGUCAUCGGCAAAACAAAACUGAGGAAUUCAGACUGUUAAAACUUUUUUAUAGCCAUAAUAUCUGAUUAAAUAAAUUUUCUACUGUGUAUGUGGGACCUAAAUGUUUUUAGAAAGCAAUAAAGAUUGCCUUGGUAUAAA
Dermochelys coriacea (leatherback sea turtle) is the source of this 1429-nucleotide messenger RNA. RefSeq names its product origin recognition complex subunit 6 (gene ORC6). NCBI's taxonomy places the organism in Eukaryota, Metazoa, Chordata, Testudines, Dermochelyidae. Gene Ontology annotation, biological process: DNA replication; DNA replication initiation. The coding region runs from base 58 to 852 and encodes 264 amino acids. Gene Ontology annotation, molecular function: DNA binding. The transcript is spliced from 7 exons. Gene Ontology annotation, cellular component: nuclear origin of replication recognition complex. The record is from RefSeq and is a predicted model, not a curated record.